Molecule: messenger RNA, 2745 nt
Organism: Helicoverpa zea (corn earworm)
Lineage: Eukaryota; Metazoa; Arthropoda; Insecta; Lepidoptera; Noctuidae
Product: hemicentin-1-like
Exons: 7
Coding region: 344-1270 (308 amino acids)
Biological process (GO): synapse organization
Cellular component (GO): neuron projection membrane
Source: RefSeq, a predicted model, not a curated record
GGCACGGCAAGCCCGCAGUCAGCGACGCGGCGCGACGCGACUAGUCUGCGCCGACACGCUCCGAGCCCGGCCCGCGCACCCCCCCGCACGUCAAACUAACUAAUUGAUUUAUACCCCCAAACAUUAGUAAACGAACUUACUACAACUUUAUGUGCCACGCAAUCUACAGUGCUGUGAACUUUUUUACGUUGAACAACUCCCAGUUAUGACUUCAAAGUGUUUUUAGGCUCGUUUAAAGUUUAUUUUCUCAUGUUUUAUUUAAUGCUGGAGCCGGAGGAGCAGCAAUAUGUCAUGGUAAAAUGACACUGGAUGAAUGAUGUGAUCUCGCUUCGAGCUGAUCGUAAUGGGGCACAUAGCGAGCGGAGUAAAAUCCGCGUUAUGGCUAUCUCUUCUACAUGGCUUCCUUUUCCUCAUCGCUGAUUCCGGCACAGAAACUCCUCAAGACCACUCAACCAUGGACAUCUCUUCGCGCCACUUCAGAGCUGAAUUCCUUCAAGAAUGGCAGGGUUCGCCAGACGCUCCGUACUUCGACCCCAGCACGCCGAGAAAUAUCACUGGUUUGGUCGGCCACCCAGUUAGACUACUGUGCAGAGUGAAGAAUUUACAGAAUAGGACUGUAUCAUGGGUCCGUCACCGCGACAUCCACCUGCUGACGGUGGGGCGCUACACGUACACCUCGGACCAGCGCUUCGAGGCGCAGCACAAGCCGCGCUCCGAGGAGUGGGCGCUGCGUAUACGCAGCCCGCAGCGCCGCGACUCCGGACAGUACGAGUGCCAGAUAUCCACCACGCCGCCUAUCGGCCAUGCUGUCUUCCUUAAUAUUGUAGAACCAGAAACAAUAAUCUCCAGCGGACCAGAACUCUUCAUUCAAGCUGGGUCCACUAUCAACUUGACUUGUACCGUACGCCACACGCCCGAGCCACCCAGCUCCAUAACGUGGACACAUGGAGAACAGGUAAUUUCAAAUGUGAUAAACUUUGAUUCUGCACGGGGAGGCAUAUCUUUGGUGACAGAAAAAGGCUUGAAGAGUACCAGCCGACUCUUAGUACAGCGAGCCACAGGCUCAGAUGCAGGUAUUUACACCUGUGGGCCUAACAACGCUCCCUCGGCAGCCACGAGAGUACAUGUCCUAUCUGGUGAGCACCCAGCUGCGAUGCAACAAGGAUGUGCAAAAUCAACACUAGACAAGACCGCCUCCAUACUAUGUUGUCUGUUAACACUAUAUGUACUAAGAAAACCUUCGUUUAAUAACCUACAGUUUGGUACUUGAAUGUAAAAGCCCCUCAAGAGAACCAUAAGCUGGGUCAAUAAAGUAUUGUUAUUUGAAUGCUUGAGUAAAAACAAGCGUGAUUUGAUUGGUAAAAUGGAUAAGGAAAAAUGUGUGUACUUUUGGUGCCUAAAAAAACUUUGUUAAAAAGCCACGGCGUCUUGCAAAUAGACAACUUUUUGGCUUUAACAGCCUUUAAUAUCUCGUUAUUUGCUUUUAUCAAGUUACUUUGUAAAAGUGAUUUUGUUUGGGUCGUUAAACAUUGUGAAUAGAAUCCUCAAUGGACAACAGUUUCAUCAUUGGGAAAGUGUUUUGUAGGGUUAAAACCCUCGUUCAAUUAAAAAAUCAUUAGGCUGUUAUAUUUAGUUUUAAAUGUACUAUAGUUAUUUUGUAAAUAUUUCUAUCACUUCUCUGUAUAUACUACUUUAACAUAUUACAAUUAUAUCUUGUAAAGCUGUCCGUCCGUAUCAUUAUGUUAACACAUUGAAGGGUCGGUGAAACUGCGGCGUAUUUUGAAAAGGUAUUGUUUAAACUCAUUAGCAGUAACGUAAGGGUAUAUAAUAAUAAUUAAUUAUUACGGACGGACAGCGGAACCCUUCUAAUUGUAACUUACGUCUAGUUCUAGAGAAUUUAAUUGACGAGAUAAAAUGGUUAAUAACGAUUAUGUUUAUGUGAUCGAAAGGCGUGGUUUGAAUAAGAUUUUUACGUAAAGAUAAGGCCCAUAACGUAAGGUCCCCCAUACGUUACGUGAGAUAAUAAGCAGCCGACACGGUCCAUGGUGAUUGUCAAGCCUAAUGGCGGUCGCAGAUGCUUAUAGAGGUUCCCGGGAGUAUAUUGCACACUUUUAGAAGACAUCGGCACGGAUCGGGUUCGGAACAAUGUCCCUCGAAAUAUAAAUAACACGAAUAAGCGUGGGUUUUACGAAAUUUGAGCUCAGUCCUUUCUCUAAAUAGUGAGCGGAUUUGCUUGGUAAUGCUUAUAUUUUUCAGUCGUCUAAUAAUACCUACAUUUUUCACUAAUGAGUUUGGCCUGAUUUUAAAUUAAGGUCCCUGUUUAAUAAUUUCUAUUCGGCGUAAUUUGACUCUAGAGAUUCAUUUGUUUAUUUUGGGCAACAAGUUUUAAAAUGGCCUUGUCGACAAAUGAUCGUCUAAAACCCUUAAGUAAUAUAAAAUAUCAGAAUAAAGCUCAACUAUGAAUAAAUAAGGAGACGUGUCGGCCAUUAAGUAAAGCCUUGAAUUUUAAUGACACACUAAAUUGUGUACAAAAUUUGAAACACGCCAGGCCAUUUUAUAAAAGAUGCUUUCCGACGUUUAACACAAUUAUCUUGACAGCUAAUAAGAUGUCGUCAUUGGGGAGCGAAUAAAUUAAUGUAAAUUGACUGUAAAUAAUUAAACCCAAAUUAUUGUCCAAUUUUAAAAUAAAUAGAUACGGAAUGUAUGAAUAAUGAACGUCAACGAAAUAAAAUUUGUUAUAAAUUA